AUGGUGGAAACCCCAGUUAAGAUGAGUAUAGAAGGGCAGAUGAACAAUGACAAACAACUCAUCAUUGUUGAAUCAGCUGAAGUGGAAAAACUCACAAAACAGCCACUACCAAUAGUGUCUCUUGCAAUGGCGUCUCAGCCUAGCUCCUCUACCAGAAGAACAUGGAAAAGAACAGCUAAAUCAGAUGGCAGACUCCAGAGGAAGGACAACCCCAAACCAACUAAAGGGAAACUCAAUGGACAACCCUUGUGGAGGAAAAAGAAAAAUGGGGAUCCAAUUGGUGUAUGUCAGGAGACUGGAAUGACAUUCUCUCUUCUUUUGAGAAGAAACGGGGCAGGUUAG
Molecule: messenger RNA, 342 nt
Organism: Striga asiatica
Lineage: Eukaryota; Viridiplantae; Streptophyta; Magnoliopsida; Lamiales; Orobanchaceae
Source: the annotation of a GenBank genome assembly